Messenger RNA from Ictalurus furcatus (blue catfish), 4790 nucleotides. RefSeq lists its product as uncharacterized. NCBI's taxonomy places the organism in Eukaryota, Metazoa, Chordata, Actinopteri, Siluriformes, Ictaluridae. The coding region runs from base 3341 to 4057 and encodes 238 amino acids. The record is from RefSeq and is a predicted model, not a curated record. The transcript is spliced from 2 exons.
UUCUGGCAGCGCGCUCGGAGCGAUGAGGGGGCGCACGCGUGCACGAGCUACGUGCACGAGCGCAUGCUCUUCAGUUGUGCGUUUGUUUUGUUUCUGUUCCGGAGUAUUCUGUCACAUCGCGAGACGUAAGGGAGUAGAGUACGGAAGCAGAGAUGCCAGUGAUCCUGACCCUUUCUGCACGCUCGACCUACCUGAUCCAUCCGGAUGCCCUACCUCUGGAUGGAGCGCUCAUCAACUGGAGGCUACAGUCUGGAGAUUGCUUAGGAUGGUACCGCUUGAAGUACCAUGAAAUAGUUGUGGACCUCAAUUCCACAUGGACAUCAGGGCUCUACAGUGCGACCAUUUCACUCUCCUUUGCAACUGAAAAGUUUUUUGUGCAACUGUGAAAAAAUAUUUAGGCGCACUGGUGUGAAUGACCUGUUCAAAGUUGUAUAAUACAAUCGGAAUUAAAACUACAAGUCCAAAAUGCAUCUACACCAUGCUACAGUUACUUUCGCACUGCUUUUCAUCACCUUAGUCAUCUGAACAAGUGUGCAAAUACUGCAAAGAAGCCAUUAUGAUGACAAGCAUAACACUACAUCAUCUGCUUCAACUUGCCAAUCUCACAAACCGCCAUAUUUUAUUGAUAAUGCAAAAUGACCUGAACCUGCGACUGUGACAUGCUCGUGUAGCCACAGCAGUGUCGGGUGCCAGUAAAUUAAUAAUAAUGGUAACGCUACAAGGUGGAUUUUAAUUCAAACUUCUUUAUUAAAUCACCAAUCAUAUUCAAGAAUAACAACUGUUCAGUGUGCACAUACAGUACGCUGCCGCUCUCCCUUCACCAACUCUAAUAGACAGUGCAUUCACUUCAUUUAAACUCACAGUUGCCAGAUAUCACCAGGAAAAUAAACUCCAGUUUACAUGUUUUGAUUUAAUCCCCCAAAAUGCGCAAUAUUAUUAGUAGACAUGGCAACACUGUACUGGGGGAACCCAUCUAAAAGGAACAACUGAUUAAAAAAAAAAAACGAAUAAAAUGUAAAGACAGGAAAUGUGCUUAGUUACACAUAAAACAUUUUAUAUUUAAAAAGUAGAUAUUAUAAUAAAUUCAUAAAAUGAGAAAUUAAAUGAUGUUUAAUUAUUAUGCGUUGCAUUUAAUAUCAGUUUGACAUUAGCCUUCUUUUUCCUAAUAUGGAUCAUGCUUGUGUUAGUCUACUUUUAAUUAGAACUCUUUAUUAUUUAAGAUAAAAUAAAAUAAAUAUGUUAUGCUUGUUUAUUUAUCAAUUAACCAACAGUAUUUCUCAUUGCUAUUAUUUUAAUUCAAUUAACAGUGACCAUGAGCAGAGAGCUUACAUUUAACUGAUUAUGAUAGACCUCUUGAUUAAAGCUUAAACGAAAAAAAGUUUGGUAUCUGGAUCGGUUUCGGUCGAUCAAGAUCAAAAAUCGGUAUCGGCUAUAAAAUUCCUGAUCGGAGCAUCAGUAAUGAACACCGUUAUACUAAAGCGCUUUGCAUCUGGUGGAUAAAUGAACUCACCCAAUCACAUCCUAUAUGAGAUUAUUCAAAUAUAUACGCAAUAUACUCAGAGCAGUUCGAGAACUGUCUUCAGCCCAGAACCAUGACGGUGGAAAAUGGCUAAUAGUGUAGCUUUAAAUAUAUUUAAGAGGAGCAGACUUCAAAGACUGAACAUUGAGGUUUUUUUUAUUUUUUACAAUAUGGAACAGGUUAAUGGUUGUUGUCUUUUGCAUACAGCCUGUAAAAUUAACUGAAAAUAUUAAAUUUACUUUAUCAGAAGGUAUAUUAAUUUGUCAUUAAUUUGUCUGUAUAUUAAUUUGUCUCACACUAUGUUCUUAAAUUCUGUCAUAAUUGACAAGCUCAAGUUUUCUCAUGCCAACUUGUGCUUUAUAUUGUGGCACAUUAACGUUACCAUCUCUAAAAAAAACCCUAAACUUCAACCGUACUCCUAAAUUUUUGUAAUUAGGAGUACAAGUGCUCCUAGAAGAAAUUGUUACCGUAGAAAUUGUUACCGAAGAAAUUGUUACCCUGGACAUUAUCGCUGUGGUUGCUGGGACAAUGGUUUCUACUAUGGCCUUGGGACUGCAAUUACCACAUACAAUUUUGCACUCGGGUCUCCUUUGGUGAACAGUGGACUAGUUCAACAAAGACUUCAUGUAAAAACCACAAUGAACUGUCUUUUACUUUAACACUGUCCGUUGUUACCCAGAUGAGGAUGGGUUCCCUUCUGAGUCUAGUUCCUCUCAAGGUUUCUUCCUCAUAUCAUCUUAGGGAGUUUUCCCUUGCCACCGUCGCCACCGGCUUGCUCAAUAGGGAUAAAUUCACGCACUUAAAAUCUGUAUCCUGUGUUUAUAUGUAUAUUAUAUAUAUUUCUGUAAAGCUGCUUUGAGACAAUGUCCAUUGUAAAAAGCUCUAUGCAAAUAAAAUUGAUUUGAAAAUUGAAUUGAAAAUGCCAUGAAAAGUACGGUAGCUGUCCUUAUGCUCUGCUCAUAUCAUAUUCACAUAACUUGAAUCUCAUACAGACAUUUACAUACCUUGUUUUCCUGGCUCAGCAUGAGAGGAUGUUAGUGUUUCAAUUUUAACUCCUUUACUGGUAAAAAAAAUAAAUAAACAAAAUUAAAAAAUCAGCGUAUAUCUAUAUAACAGACUCUGUGAGCUAGAGACCUGUCAGCCAAAAAGACACAAGUAUUUCCAGUGUAUUUCCAUUGCAUUGUAUUUUCCUGUGAACCCUGUCUGAUUGCUCUUGCCUCAAUUUACUGAAGAUAAAAUACAGCGCGGAAGGUACAACAUAACAACACUGCCGUCUUCUUUUACUGACGUUCAGUUACAUAGUGACAAACCACUCCAAGAGGAGAAUUAUUAGGGGCUAGAGAAAAAAUCUUCAGGCCUACAGCCCCAAUGCAGAGGCCAGUUUAAGCCCCUGGGAGAAACUAACAUAUUAACUAACAUAAUGCGUUGAUUCACAAGGGCAAGAGACACAGUACCGGUACUUGCCAAGUGCUGCCGCCAGUGUUGUGAACAUCAUUCGCAGUACCUACUGCUAACGAUACUCAAAACAUGCUAACCCUAGUUAACUAUUACCAAUGAUUCAUCUUAUAAUAAGGUGAAAUAAAACUGGAAGUGGUACCUGAACGUUUGUGUGAAAACCUGUUUGUGUGAAAACCAGCAGACCAGCAUGAGCGCCACCUUUAUUGCCGAGUUUGAGGAGUGGAGUCGGUCGUUCUGGGACUCGAGUAACUUGCUAGCUCAGACUGGCCGCCUUCUGGAUCAAAUAACCUCGGCCGCAAAUUGGGCCAUGCGCCACGUCGCACCCCGCACAGUUUCCCCCGCCCCCGCUGCCAGAGGACUACAAUGCGCUACGCGGGCAGCCGAGCUACACGAAUUACUGGGGCUUCCCGUGGCCGGGGGACCACACUGCGCAACGCAAGCAGCAGGAGGUCGCAGCCCCAGAGUCCCAGCCCAAGGUUAACGUGGCGACCUCGGAGCCUCCACCUGAGGUCAAAAGGUCGACCUCAGAGCUCCAGCUGGAGACCCGCGGGGAGGUCUCUCCCACCGAGGAGGCUGUCCCAAUGCCCUGUCCUGCUGAGGAAGCUGUUCUGCUGUCCUGUUCUGCUGAGGAAGCUGUCCCGCUGCCGUGUUCUGCUGAGGAAGCUGUUCCGCUGUCCUGUUCUGCUGAGGAAGCUGUCCCGCUGCCCUGUCCUGCUAAGGAAGCUGUCCCGCUGCCCUGUUCUGCUGAGGAAGCUGUCCCGCUGCCCUGUCCUGCUGAGGAAGCUGUGCAGCAUUCCAGCCCCGCUGGGGAGGUCACCUAGCGUUCCAGCCCCACUGGGGAGGUCGCCCAGCGUUCCAGCCCCACUGGGGAGGUCGCCCAGCGUUCCAGCCCCGUGCGGGGCGUUGCCCCGAGUUUCAACCCCACUGGGGGUAGUGCUCCGCCUGUCUGAUGUCCGGCAAAGGCCGCUUUGUUUUCCGAUGCAUCGAGAGACAGCUCACACAGGGGCCCUGGACCGCCGUUGGAGGGGGGUUCUGUUACGCUCCCGUCAGCAGAUGGCACUGCAGCGUCGACAUGCCUGAGACUGAACUGUGGCAUAUGGACACGUGUCUUUGUUUUGGUUUUGGUCCUCCUUCUGUUUAAGCAUUAGUUGAUGUUCGAGGGUGUGUCUUGAUUUACUCCAGGUGUCUGUGUUUUAGUUUGAUUGUGUUUGUUAUUUAAACCCCUCAUGUUGCUGUGCACUUCGCGCAGUAUUAAAUGAGUAUUUGAACCUCUGAAUGUAAUGUAUAGACCGCGUUUCCUGUCUUUUGUCUGCUGUGUAAAAAUAAAGAUGCUGAUCUGCACCUGCUUCUGCUUCCACCUCCCGUUCCGUAACAGCCAGAUUAGUUAAUUUAGUUAAUCAGUUAAUUUUUCAGGAAUUAAAUCUUGCCCAACUCUAGUGUGAAGGGGUGGCACAGGAGCAAAUAUGAGUCCUCAAAUGUGUUAGUGCCCCGAAAAGGGGCCCCCUUUAAGGGGGUUGCUGAGAUGUUACUGGGCAUUAAGAUGAAAAUUUCUGAUUAUUUAAAUAUCAGGGGCCCUCUCAGUAUGCAGGGCCCCAGGCAAUUGCCUGCCUUGCCUGCCCUGUAGAUAUGCCUCUGUGUAUAUAAAACCAAGAUAAAUUAUGUCAGAACUUUUUCCACUCUCAGUGUGAAAUUCCUUUUGAUUUUAUUACACCACUCAGUCUUUUGGGGCCUGAGUCUAUCUGUGUGGCACAUUUUGACUUUGCAAUAUUUUCCCACUCUUGCAAAAACAUUAUAUAUCAUUCAAAUAUAUUGG